AUGGCGACCUCGGCUCUGUUCCCCUCGGGCGGAAUGAUUGAUCCCACCAAAGACUACCCUAUCAUCUUGGGUGAACGAUUGGCAAGAAAAGAUGCGAACACGCAAUCGAGAUUAAUCAACAUUCAGUACAAUUAUAAAUCGAAGUCCGCGUCCUCGCAGCAACGCACCUAUAUAACCCGAGCUGCGCAAUAUCCGGACCUGUAUAACCUCACAAUCACUGACAAGGCACCGAAUGCCGAACAUAGUGCGUUAACAUACUCAUACAAAGGCAGCGUGGAUCCAGAGCAUGCUACGUCUGAGUCCGCCGAGCGGAAUCUGGUUUUGGUUUUCGAUCCGGAUCGUAAAGUCUUCGUUCUCGAGCAGAUUGCGACACAAUUGAACUUCAAUCUUCGGUCGGCACCUAAUAAGACUGAAAAGCAGGUGACGGAGCAGUAUGCGCAGCUGCGAACAUUGCAUGAUGAUGAUCAGGGUUCUGGUGACGACAGAGCAGUUGAAACAACCGCUGACACUGACGACGGCCCCGCUGAUGACAGCAAUCCCUACGACUAUCGUCACUUCCUGCCAAAAGAAAACGCUGACGAUGACAAAUCCGUUUCGGACGGCGCAACCUCAUCCCAUCUCAAUGCCAGUAAAGCCAACACCCCUCUGAUGACCGCGGCUGCCAAACCCACUCCAAGUCCCAAAGCUCGACCUAAGCCUCAAACCAAUCCUCUCCGUCAAAAACAACGUCCGAGCAAACCUCCUAGAAACAAAACAACGAGUGCUCCCAAAACGACUCUGGAGCCUCCGGCGCAAGUUAAACGGGAAGAGCCUCAGGAGGAAGAGAAAGAGGAAGUGGAGGAGUUUCCAGCUGAAGAAUUGAAAUCGUCACCUUCGGACACUGGAACCGAAUUGGUAUCGUCCUUCAAGGCGGCUCCAUCACCGGGCUCUAAUAUCAUAAUUGACGGAGAUCUAAUCAUCGAUAUGGGCUCACCCCCUCCAUCUCGUCCCGCUUUCAGGGUUAAUCCAGCGCACUUCUCGUCCAACAAUACCCCGGCAAACGACGAAGAUGAAGAGGAGGAGGAAAUGGAAGCUUUGCGGCUACCAUCUCCUGUCGGCCGCGGUGGUGUCCCGUCUGAGAGUGCGGAUCACCCUUCAACAGCACCGGCAACCCAGGAGGAGAUUGAGGAUGAUGACGAUGCACUGGCGGCUGAAAUGGAAGCUGCUUUUGAGGAAGAAGCGAGGAAGCAAGAGUACCAGCCACCAUCUCUGCAGUACCAUGUUCCCAGUGAUGAUGAAAGUGAGGUUAGCGAGGAGGAAUGA
Molecule: messenger RNA, 1302 nt
Organism: Aspergillus thermomutatus
Lineage: Eukaryota; Fungi; Ascomycota; Eurotiomycetes; Eurotiales; Aspergillaceae
Product: ELL-associated factor
Exons: 1
Coding region: 1-1302 (433 amino acids)
Source: RefSeq, a predicted model, not a curated record